CAAACUACCAACCCCUUCCUUUUUCUUGCCCUUCCCCUCCUCCAGGUAAAGCAGAGGCCGGCGAUUGGGCAGACGCGCCGCCCGUUCCCGGUCCGCGUCCAAUCCGGCUCGAGCUAACGGAGGCAGGGCGCCCAAUGGGCGCGAGGCUUGACGCCCCUCGCCCGCCACAGACGGGGCGGCGGAGCCUGCGGAGUGCCAUUCGGAGGGAGGGCGGCGGAGCAGGAGGGUAGGUUGGCAGGGCUGGCUGGCUGCAGGUGCGGUAGCGCCGCCUCCCCCCCCUCACCGCUCGCGGCUAGGUAGGAGCGCGAGCCUUAAGCAACCCCCCCCCUCGCUCCCACCACCACCACCCCAGCUGUGCCUCCUCAGCGGCCGGCGCCGUGUGGACAAUGUGAGCCGCGAGGAGCCGAGCUGCCGACGAGGGCAGCCAUGGCCACAGCUGGGCGGUAGAACUUGCCUCACUCGGGAUCCCCGGUCGCCUUCCCAUCCCCCCUUUUUUUCCUUCCCAGGGGAAAGAGCCUCGAGGGGAGGAAAAAACCCGCCUCGUUCCUGUAGCCCUCGGAGCCGCCGCCAUGUCCAGCUCCUCCUCGCAGACCCCUCCUCACCACCCGCCCGCGCAGAGGAUGCGCCGCGGGGCCGCCGGGUCCCCCACCAGCGGCGGCGCCGGAGCCUCCUCAGUCGGUAGUAGCGGGGCCGGAGCAGCAGCAGCGGCAGGAGGAGGAAGCGGCGGCGGCGGCGGCGCCCCCGGUGGCAGCUCGGGGACUAGCCGGCUGCUCCAGCCUAUCCGCGCCACCGUCCCUUACCAGCUCCUCAGGGGCAACCAGCACAGCCCCACUCGCUCUCCCGCCGCCUCAGCCUCGGUGGGGAGCAACACCGGCCCCGGGGGGCCUCGCGGAGCAGCAGGAGGAGGAGGCGGCAACAACGGCGGCAGCAGCCCGCCCCCGCCCAGCUCGACCCCUCCGUUGUCCCUCGCGGCUGCCGCCUCCCCGCCAGGAGCAGGCGGCGCGGCGGAGCCCGGGAGGGUGAAGGUGAGGCAGAGGCGCUCGCCCGACAGCAGCAGCGGCAGGCGGAGAAGCAUCUCACCUGAGAGGAGGAGCCCCAGUUCGCCCAUCUACAGAGGUAAGGGCACCUGUGGGGCUCUCACCUGGAAUCCGGCUCUCUCCGCCCCCCCGCCAAACCCCAUUUUCCACCUCAAACUCCCCACGCAGCACUGUGGAGAAGACCCUCCUUGAGCCACCCCUCUAAAAAAUAACAAACUCGACCCCGCGGUUCAUGUUUCGGAUUAUGGCACCACCUCCCCGAAAUAGCAGCGCAUUUCUGUCAACGGUUUGCUCGGAAGUAUCUUACCGUCUUUUCGGUGGGGGCCUCAUGCCCAGGUAAGUGUGAAUACGAUCGCCAGCCCUAAAGAAGGCGAAGUGACUCAGCCCUUUAAAAAAAAACACAAACACCCAACAACACACCACCCUAAAUGUUAAGACUCAAGGUCUUAAUUCAACUCGAGCUUGAAACGGGGCAGUCUUGGUUAGUGACCCCUUUUAACACCCUGCAUCUACUCUGCUAUACUCCUCGCGGUUUAGGCUGCUGAAGGGCUAUUAAAUUCUACCUUGCAAUCCUUUAUCUAUUGGUAAAGGGAGCCUUGUUGCAUAUACUUAAAGGAGAGAGUGGAACUCCCAAGCUCUAUUAAUGCAGAGCUACUAAACUAGAAAGUAAGCUGCUGCGUUUUAUGUGUGUGAAUAGAAUGCUUGGACUGGCUUGUGCCCUGAAGCAGAAUUCUCAGUUUAAUGAAGUAUAUUUUAUCCACCUUUUUUUAAAGGGGUUAGAAGAGUGUUUUUCAAUGCUUGCGUUGCAGCAAGCUGUAUCCAUGCCUUGUAUGGAAAUUUUCAUCUGGUUUAGUGCCUAAAGGCUGGGCUAAUGUCUGAUGGUUCCAUAUUGGCCAACUUACAUUUAAAUACUUCAAUAGGUUAUUGAAGCGUAAGUUCUGAGAUGUCUGCCUUCAGGGAAGCCGAAGCACAAAGAUACUAGCAUUCUCUGCCAAGACCAUAAGAUUUGCAAAACAGCAGUGUUUGUAAAAGUAUUCCUGUACCCUUUUACCAGGAAGGUAUAAAAAACACCUGACUUAAACAAGCACAUGCUAGCAAAACUGCAGGUUCUAAAUAGAAUACAACACCCAUGCCACUCCUGCAAUAUUUCCAAGAUAUAAGAUGCACAAAUUUACUCACAAAGCUUUCGAAAACCCCUCUCCCUCAAAUGCAUCCCUUUGUAGAGCUAAAAUUAAACCUUGUUGAACCCCUGGAGGCAAGUAGAAUGCACAUUCUGUGGUAUUCUUGUUAAAGUAUAUAAUGUACUAGGAAAAGUUCCCUCCAAACAUAUUUGAAAAAGUUUCUUUAAAAGGUGGCUCUGUCCAUUCCCCUUAAGCAGUUGAAUGAAUCAUAUGAAAUAUACUGCUUAUCCUUCUAUAGCUAUUGGGUAACCUGUAUCUUUAAGCACGUCUUUAAUCAUGCCAAGACUGUGUUUUGUUUCAGAAGCAAAUUAGAUAUCCCUCUUGAUAUAGUAUUGAAUGCAGCAAGUUGGAUGCAUUAUUGCCAUGAAUCCUUGCACUUAGUUGUGCAGUUAUGGUUAUUUGGAUUGUACUAAAUUCACUACUCCAAAAUGUUGCUUGUAUUAUAUCAGCCUUAAAAACAUUUACAUCUAGAUGAAAUUUAAUUCCCCCCCUUGCAUUUCAAAUUACAUGUAAGUUAUGCAACAGGCCUAUGAUAUUGAUUCAUCCUUAUGGAAUUAGUGUUUCUAAACCAAGUAUUUUGUAAAAAUGGAGUUUAAUCCAUGUUAUUGGGUCUAGAAAAUGUAAGCUUUUUCCUUUCAUGGGGACAAGACAAGUGCAUACAAUUCUAAUUAAGCUAACUCAAACGUUUCUGUUUGCUUGCUAAAAUAAAACAAAAUGGAAAACUGCUAACAAACACUGCAUGUUUGAAUCUGCAUUUAAAUGUGUUCUGUUUGUGAACAAAUACUAAAAAGCUGAUCAUUCUUUUAUCAAAGUAUUUUAAAAUAAUACAAUCUCUUUUAAUAGAUGAAUUAUGUUGCUGCCUUACUUUCAAUGAUUCAGUCCUCUUAAAUUAUAACUGAAUGACUUCAUUAAACUUGUUUGAGCCUACCUUAAGCCAUCAUAGCAGCAUCCACUGUUUAAUAGAGUUGUGAGAAUACAAUAUAUAACUAUGGAUUGACCGCAGUGAACUGUUAACCUGCAUGUACCAUAAGGAAAUCCUCAUUAGUUGAGUUGGCAUUUCAAAGCAGGCACCCUCCAGUAAAACCCGAACAAAUGAAAAUAUGUGCCCACGUACUGAAUAUUUGAAUUCAUUCAUUUCAUAAUUUUAUAAUUUCUAGAAGGACAGCUAUGUUAGCCUGUUGCGGCAAAAAACAAACAAACCAAGCUAUUGAGGCAUCUAACUUUACUAUGACGUAAGCUUUUAUGGACCAUAAUCCACAUUUGUAUCUGAUGUAGUCGACAGUAGUCCACAAAAGAUUUAUGCCAUAAUCAGUUUCUUAGCCGUUAAAGUUCCACUAGAUUUUGUUGCUUUUAGGAUCUAUGGCAUCACUCAUCUUAGAAAGCAGAACAAGCCUUAUUUAAUUCUGCAAGCUAAUAAAUAAAAUAUUUAGUUUUACUUUCAAAUUCUUAGCCUUCAGAAUCUGCCCCUUGGACUAGUUUCACCAGUUGUUCUGACUCUGGCCCAUGUAGUAUAGUUAGCAUGGCAACCUGCAUUAUGGAAUAACUUCAGAGAACUCGGUUGCUUUGUGAAAACUCCUUUGUAGCAGAAUAAAUCAAUCUAGCAUCAAUCACUAAUUACUCUAAUUAUUCAGUUACUUAUUUUAACUGUUUUCAAAGAGCAUGAAAGAAUAAUAAAUAUGUUUACUAGAUACCAUGCUUCAGAAUGUUUUAAGUCACACAUAAAUGUAUCUUGUUUUCUCUUUACAUUAGUGUUUAUACUGCAAUGCAUGGCUCUGGCUUUGCAAAUGAGUUGCAAAUGAGUUUGUACUGGAGCCAUUCUAGUAUAUAUAUAUAUAUAUAUAUAUAUAUAUAUAUAUAUAUGUACAUGUAUUUGUAUACAUAGGUAUGUCUUUCACUUUCUUACAGUGUAGAUGUUUAAAGGACAUUGCUCAGAUUUAAGUUCUUUAGUAAAAAUGGAGCUGCCAGAGGUUCUUAAAAGAAAUCUGCAAAAGUGCUCUGGGUUGGAAGCUUGUACAGGCCAGGCAGCUGCCACUGCAGACGCUGACAUCACUACUGCAUGAAUGAAAACAGCUUCCUCUGGGUUUUUUCCCCUUCCAUCAUCCUUCCCCCUUUUGCAGCUUAAGGAUGAUCUAAAAUGUUGGUUUUAAAUAACAAAACAUUAAUUCUGGUUUAAAAUAGAAUCAAGCCAGGCCAAUCUUUAGAGCUUAAAUUUGUAGAACAGGGUUGUUGUUUUUCUACAAAAAUGCAUUUUCUUUCUUUCUACAUAUUUAUGAUCUUCAGCAACCUACGUUUUAAAACGUAAUAGUCAUUGCAUGCUUUGGGUUUUGGGCAUAUUUAUUUGGAGUACUACAGCGUCUGAUGUUUUACUAAAACUGACGUUUUGCAGUUUUUUCUCUUUCUAUUACAUUUUAAAAAACUGUUUCCUUGUUGCAUUUUUGAAGAUAAAAACAGAUGUCUUACAACUAUCCUGGGAUAUAUUUGCAUGAAGAGUGGUUUAUAAAUACGCUAAAUAAGCUAGCAUUUGAAUAAUAUGUGAAUUAACCCAGUGCAAAAAGUUGUACUGGAAAAUAGUGGUGACUGAACACCAUUUGGUUACUUGAAUCCACUGUGUUAAAAUAUUAGCUAACCAAAUAAAACAGUCAUAGUGUUUCAUUUGGGAGAAAUGCUUGCUGCUUUGUAAUAAAACUAAUGCAUUUCAAUUACAUAAUCCACAUUUUAUAUUCUAAUCCUGCCCUUUUUAAACUAAUAUAAAUGUGAAUUCACUUGUUUAAAAAAAUAUUUAAGCUGUCCUUCUGUGAAUGCAUGACUUCUAAAUUUACUCCUGGAGGUUUCCUUUUACCAAAUCAAGAUAAAAAUACGAUAAAUUAAGCCUAGAGAGUACAAUUUAAAAUGUAUAAUCUCUGGCAAAUUAUUUGGAUGAGACGUGGCUAUCUGUAAUUUAAAAUGGAUGCAGAUGUUUUCUUACAAGCCUCUAAAGGUUUAUGGACAGUGAAUUUAAUCUUUAAAUGCUUUUGUUAACAAGUUCAAGUAGCCUUUGAAUAUAUUCUGAGGCCUAGAGCUUGCUCCUUCCUCCCCCUACUGCUGAGAAUAAAUUAUCUUGGGCUACAUUGGCAUAAAUACAAGAUAAAGUUAACUAGACCUGUUUUCUUAAAGGUGAAGGGCAGUUGACCUAUGUCAUAAAUCAUUGUGAAAACAUAGCUCAAGUUCAUGGCUUUCAUGUUUGGUUUGAUUUAUUUACUGGUUAUACAUAUACAGUUGUUUCAAAUAAGAGUACUAAUGCAUCAGGUGCUCCUGUUGGCAUGCUCAGUGUACUUGUGCCUUGCACCAUCACAUACAAAGUUGUGUUUUUCUUCCAUUGUAUGUAGAAAAAUUUCAUAUAUGAGAUCUCACUGCUCUCAAGAACUCCCCUUGCUGAUGCCCUGGACACUAACCUGAAAAGCUAACUUUUUAUGCCUGCAUUGUGAUGGUGCACUAAACUAAUAUUGAGAAUAAGAUCUCACAUGUUCAGAAUGGUUUGGUGUGAAACAGGUUGCUUCUGGCCCAACCGUACUCAUGUCCCCCCAAAACAUUUGCUCUCUGGCUCAUCUUUGGUGGAAAUUAGAUACCAGAAUCAGGACCUUGAUGGUGGCACUGCAAUUAUAGGACACUUUCUCGAAAGUUCAACAAGCUUCCUGUUUUAGACAGAUAUUGAAAAACCUUCUUUAGGAAGACAUUUUAUUCUUGUGUUUUCACUACUGUUGUUGUGGAUAAUGUGCUUGUUUAUCAUCUUCUUUCUGAAUGAUAUUGUUUGUAUUUCAUAAGUAACAAUGGUAUGUAGUUGCUUAGCAGAUUGUAGCUCUCAGAAUCCUGGCUUCUGUGAAAGCGUGGAACCAAAACAGACAUUAUGGUGGCUAUGAGUAAAGUACUUUGUGAAAAUUCCAUGCGUCCACCAGCAUAUGUUACAUGUUUCAUGUCAACGCCUUUACAUGUAGAAUUUGUGCCUGUUCUGACAUCAGAUAGACAACAUGUUGAUGUAUGCAAAUGAGCACUCCACAUGUCGCAUAAAUGCUUAUACAAAUAAGCAUUUUAUCUGUGGCUAACAAAUGUCCUUUUCAACAUCUUAGUAAAUUGUUAGAGUUGUCAUCGUUCAUUUGAGCUGUAUCUUCUUUAUGUAGAGCAACCUUUCUGAAUUAUUUUGGUCAUGUUAUUGGGUGUGUAUGAAAGCAGAGAUUAACGCCACACCUCAUAGUCAAAUUUGACUGGACGUAACUGUGCAGAGGUCCUUUACCUUUCUUACCUUUAUGCUAAAAGUAUCUUGGAUAAAAACUUUUAAAAGCAUAUGUCUGAAUUAGAAUAAUAAACUAAAAACCCUAAAGAGGACACAAAGCAUGCUGAGCAUAUUCGAUGUUCUCUGGGAGGUGUUGAAUACAAGAAGCAUCAAGGAGAUGAGAAAUUGGGACCUACUCAGACCAAAAAGCUUAAGAUCUCAUAAUUUGUGUCCCCUUCUCUCUCCUCCCCACCCUGCCUCACUCCACCCAGAGCACUGCAAGUGCUUAAGGCAGGAGUCAGCAAACUUUUUCAGCAGGGGGCUGGUCCACUGUCCCUCAGACCUUGUGGGGGGCCGGACUAUAUUUUGAAUAGAAAAAAGUGAACGAAUUCCUAUGCCCCACAAAUAACCCAGAGAUGCAUUUUAAAUAAAAGGACACGUUCUACUCAUGUAAAAACAUGCUGAUUCCCUGACCGUCCAUGGGCCAGAUUGAGAAGGCGAUUGGGCCAGAUCUGGCCCUCGAGCCUUAGUUUGCCUACCCAUAGCUUAAGGGAUUUCUCUCCAAUUAUUCUGCGUGCCAUGAGGUUCCCACACCCAGAUGCUAUAUGUUAAGGCAGGAAGAUGCAAACAUUCUAUCUAUGCUAUAUAGCUUAUGUUCAGGGAUAGAUUAGCAGUUUAAGUUCAGUUAUUACUAUUUCCUUCUAUCAGAGUUCUUAAGGCAGUUUUCUGUUCACUUCCCCCUCCUCAGGACAAUUGCUAAACAGCUAAACAGCUGAGGUUCAGCUUCAGUGACCAAGAAGCUACCAUAAAGUUACCAGGGUUUAGAAAUCUUGUGCUGUUGCUGUUGUGGUGGAAUUUCCCAGUUGCUUAUUCCAUCCCUGUAAUUCAUUGAAGGCCUUCAACUGGUAUUCUGAUUUGCCAGCGUGCAAAAUAAAAUAAAAUGUGGGAUUGCUACUUAGGGUGCAGCAGCUUAAAUCUUUAUUUGUAAUUUAUCUAGAUAAACACCUAUAUAAAAAAUUUAUUUCAUAAGUAACAAUGAUAUGUAGUUGCUUAGCAGAGUGUACAAAAUACUUUCCAUCUUCUUAAAAUGACAGCAAGUUAGUCAUAACUCAGUUUUGCAAAUAAUUUAACUUGGAUUUUUGAAGUUUAAAACUUUCAAGUUGUUACAUAUUUGUGUACAACUGUAAAAUGCUGUCAGGAACCCAGACUAGUACAGUUUACUAAGUUCCUCCUAUAACUAAGAUGGAGCUUUUCUUUUUUAACUUCAAAUGAGUGGUUUUAAGCUAUUAAGGUACUGAAGUCUAUUUUAGCUCCAGAGAGAAAAUACAUUAAAUAAAAGUUGAGCUUAAUUGUGUAUUCUACAAAAAGUGUAAUGUUCUUGAAUAUGAUCUGGUUUGGGCUGUAAUCCAAGCAUUCAUUAGCAGUCAUGGGGUCAUGUAAUCUUAUCUUCACCAAUAGUUGCUCAGUAGUCGAAAUCUUUCCUAGUUUUGUUUGCUCUUUUUUUAAAAAAAGGCAAGAGUGCCAGCUACAUGACCCCAGUAAAGUCUGGAAAACUCAUGUGUUCAGUACUUUAGCUGUAUAUGGGAAUUCUGGUUUCACGAGUCAGUAGCAAACAUGACAAUGUUCUGUAAAUAUCACUUAUAGCUUAGUACAUAAACAUAAAAAGUACAAAAAAAUUAAAUGGAAAUCAGUUGCAAAUAGUGUUAGAGAUAAAGCUGUAAGCUACUGCAUCUAAAGAUCUCGAACAUGUACCGGUAUUUGUUCUUGCCCUUUGGGAAAAUAUUGUGGGGGGUGGUGGAGGAGGAAGAAUUUUAAAAAUAAAAUCCAACAUUGUAGUAUACAAAGGAAGGUUUUAUUUUUUGGACUUAAAAUUAUAUGUAGACGUUAAAAGAAACUUGUGUUUUUGAGCUUGGGAAAUAAAUCCUGCCAGAACGUAAAUGAAAGAGCAGUAAUACAUUUGGAUGUUACAUAUAUCACAGCUGGAGAUCUGCAACAAAAUGGUGCAGCGUAUCCAUGACUUCUUAAAAAGAGCACUGCUGUUCAGGUUUCAGCUAUCCUAGAACAGAGUUCACAAGGGAGAUUUCAGGAGCAGCCUCCAAGCCUCCUGAAACCUUUGCUGGCUGUAUUAUAUGGCACUAAAGGACAUUGUGUGUGCGUGCACACUAAUAAGGGGUGCAGAGUAGAGGGAGGGAAAAGACUAGUGGAAAAGGGAGGUGUGCUUUGCUUCUUUACUCCCUCGAAAGCUCAACAUAUACUGUAUUUUACUCAUCAUGGCAUAUCUGUCUUAUCGAGGGGCUCAAACCAUAGUUUGCCUUCCUGUGAUGUGCAAUCUAGGGCAGUAAACUUCGCUUUUUAUUUAUGUGCCACUUUAUAUUAAAAAUCUAAAGCAGCAUACAACAUAAAAUUAUAAAAAAGAGGAAAUUGUUUAUAUUGAACCAUAUUUAUUUUAUGUCCUGUUCCAUAUCAGUAAAUAAUAUAUAUUCAAAAAUAGUAAUGUUACUGGAAUUUAUGUCCGAAAGAACCAUAGCUUCUUGUUUUGAACUUUUGUUUUAGCUUCAUAAUAGCAUUACAGAAGACACUUGAAAGCAUGGCAGCAGAAUAGGUAUUAACUGGCACCUAACGGGAAAUGGGGAAACAGUUUGAUUUUCACAGUUUUGUUGCCCCCUUUGAAAAGCCUUUCUUUCCAGUGGCCAUUCAAAUAACAUUCAUAUUGGUUUGUAUUGUCUUUAAACAUUUAUCAGUUUUCACUUGAUGCAGAAAAUGAAGGAAUUUGUGGCAAGAGACAAGCACAAAGUAUUUUGAUCGCUUGUCUAAAAGCCUUGCAACUUCAUUGCAGGAGCAAUAUGUGUCACACUAACGAUUUGAACCAAAUACAAUAAAGGGGCUGUAUAUUCUGUAACUUCUGAAAGCACUUUUACCAACAUUGAAUCAUAAUAGUGUAGCUUAAAUACCUUAUUUAGUAAUCUAGUAACAGUGCUACCAUUGCUAACAUUAAUACUUUUGAAUCUUGAGUUUAGAAAUCCUGCUGUAGUAUAUUUGACUUUAAAAAAAUACUUGCGAUAGGUUAUCAUGCUCUUUCAUUUUGAAAAAAAAUAUAUAUAUCAUUGAAAUCACCCUAUUGAUUCUUGUCCACCCUGGUUCAUAAAAGCUAGUAGAGGAGGUAUGAGUGGUUGGGUGCAGUUUAUUUGCCUGGCUGAAAGUGUCCUCUUCUAAAGAAACGCAUGCUGGACCCAUGUUGGACUCAUUGGCUUUUAAUGAUUAUCAUGUAGUCACAAAUACUCUCUCUAGGGCAAAGGAGUUGAGAGAAGGUGUUGGCACAAGUCUAGGUACUCUUGGAGGAGACUGAUUAUCUAGGCCCAGUUUUGGAACAGAAUUGAGUUUGACCUUGGAUUUCCUAGUGGAUCAACCUUGUUACUACUUCUUGAUCUCUCAGCAGCUUCUGAUGGCAUCAACUAGGUGUCCUUCUGGACUGCCUCCAAGGAAAGGAUAUUGGGGGCCAUUGUUUUACAGCGGUUCCAAUCUUACCUACGAGGUUGGUUACGAAGGAUAGCAUUAGGGGAGUACCUUUCGGCUCUCUGGCACUUGUUUUAUAGGGUGCCACAGGGCGCUAUAUUAUCCCUGAUGCUAUUAAACAUACAAAACUGUUGGGAGUAGUUGUUAAGAGGUUGGGAGCCGGGUGUCACCUAUAUGCCAGUAACAACCAUCUUGUGUUUCUCUAUAACGUCUGAAUCAGGUGAGGUUGUGCAAAGCAUGGACUGGUACCUGAAUGCUGUGGUGGGCUAGAUGAGGGCCAGUAAAUUGAGUUGAAAUCCUGGCCAGGUGGAAACAUGGCUGAUGAGUGGUUUCUGUGUCUGAGAUAUAGACCAUUUGCCUGUUCUUGCACUCCCUCUGAGCAGGCAUGCAGUCUGGAGGUAUUCCUGGACCCAGCUUUGUCCCUUGAGACUCAGGUUGCCUCAGUAACUAGGAAUGCCUUCCACCAGCUUCAGCAUAUGCAUUAGCUGUGACUGUUCCUGAAUCAGGAUAGCUUGGUUAUGGCGGUUCAAGCAUUGAUAACUGAGGACAGACUACUAUAAUACACUCUAUGUGGGGCUGCCCUUGGAGUAGGUUUGGAAGCAGUAGCUGACACAGAAUUCUGCAGCCGGGUUGUUACUGGGCAUGCUACCCUGCACCUAUGUGGGAGUUGCACUGGCAGUCACUAUGCUACCAAGUUAUUUUUAGUAUCCCAUUAUUAUAUACAGCUCUAAGCAAUCUUGGGCGUUGUGUUUAAAAUAUGGCUUUAUUCCUUACUCCCCUGCCUGAUCUUUGUAAUUUGCCACAGAGGCAUGUCUGACGGUGCCUGGCAGUGCUAGACUGUCCUCGGCAAAAAAUUGUGCAUUAUGUGUGAGUUAAGGAAUUCUGUACCUAAUGAAAUCAAGUUGGCGUUGUCUGUAAUGAGCUCCAAGUGCCAACUUAAAGACUUUGUUAUUUUAGCAAGUGUUAGGGAAAUAAUUUAUUGUUUUCGUUAUCUCAUUAGAACAUCUAUUUUUGUAUUUCAGAUUCUUUUAUAUAUGUUGAUUUUUAUUGAUGUUUUGGUUUUAAUUGAGAUUCUGUAUACCAUGUGGGUAUCUUUUUAUGAAUUUGCAGUAUAGAAAUGAAUUAUUAAUAACUUUGGAGGUAGAAAGUUGCAGGUUCUCCAAAUGAUAUAGCUUCCCCUCCCUUCCUGCUAUUUGAUAGUACGUAGUUCAGGACAUGGAGAUGGUACUUCAUGGGAUACAUUGUCCCCAUAAUUGGAUGUUAUAUUCAAGUCAUCAUUGUCACACGAGGCUCAGAAUCUGUUAAGAAAAUGCAAGGUAAAACAAUGAGAAGUGAUCUAACUGGAAUAGUGUAGCUUCCACAGCUCUAACAUUAGUUGUAUUUUCUUAAUAUAAUAACACUUUGUCUAGCACUCUGUGUCUGCACAUACAAUGAAAUAAACUCUUACAGUGCAGCCCUAACCAUGUCCUAUUCAGUGGGGCUUAACUUCUAAGAAGGUGAAAUUAGGUUUUCAGCCUUAUCUAUUACAAAUGUAUCAUAAAAAAUAUUAGUCUUAAAAGUGUGGCCUUCCGGUGUAUCCCCCCCCCCCCCCCGGAAACUGUAGCUUGCCAUAAGUUUUCAAAAUGCAGAAUAUCAAGCCUUGGAUUUAUAUAUGGUGGGAUUGAAAGAUGGAAGAGUAAGUGAGAGAAAAUCUUACAAAUACUCUUUCCUGAGUUCACCUUCAGUGUAGUGUGGUUGUAACAGUUGUGCAUAUUCCCUCUAGUUACAGAAUACUUGGCAUUGAUCACAUGUACCUCAACUGUUGAGAGGGGUUUUUUGUACUUAAGGCAAAUAUUUUCAGUUUUAAAAGGCCUUUUGUGCUAGUUGCCACACUAAAAACAGAUGUGAAUAGCUAAAAACACCAUAUUAACUGUUGCAUAUAACAUGUUUCUGUUUCAGUGGACAGGCCAAAAGCCCAGCAAAUUAGAACUUCUAGCACCAUAAGACGUACCUCUUCUUUGGACACAAUAACGGGACCUUACCUCACAGGACAGUGGCCACGAGAUCCCCACAUACACUAUCCUUCAUGCAUGAAGGAUAAAUCCACUCAGGUAUGUUUGAGAAGCCAAUCAUUGCUAUUUACUUAACUGUUGUGUGUCAUUCAUUCCAAAUAAUAUGUGCAAUACAUAGCCAGUUCUGGUACCUAAAAACACUGUGGAUGACUUGGUUGAGGAUGGGUAAGAGAAGAAGCAAAACAGAAGCUGAGGGAACAUACUCUCCUUCAUAUUGUAAUAUUCCCUAAUAGAAACAUCUCUCUAGUUCACCCUUGCCUCCACUUCACGCACCCCUGCCAUGUUCAACUUCUCUUUUCCUUAUUACCCAACAGUCCAGGCUUCGGUUGGGAGUUCCUCAAGGCAGGGAUCUGUCUUUUAUUUUAGGGUCCAUUUGGAAAGGUCAUAAGGUUCUGAGCAGCCAUGUGCAAGAUGGUAUUUUCCCUCUACUGCAGCAAAGCUAGGGCAUUUGGCCUAUUUAGCUUAUAAAUCACUGGUGAGCUCUGAUAUACAGAAUACCAUCUGCAUGUUAUUUGCGAGGGGUUGUGGCUUCUGAAAUUUCAGGUUUGCCUUAUGGCCAUGGGGUCUUCUUGCUUGGAGCAGGACAGCUUUAUUAAUGAAGCUUUUUAAUUUGAGGCAUGAGUACGUUAGGUAUACAGGAAGGAUUCAGAACCUUAUAUUUAGUCUUCUUUUCAAAUACUGUGGAAAUGUGAAAGUCCAAAAAUCAGCUGUCACUAAUGUGCAUCCAUUCUAGAGGCCCACCUGUACAUUUCCUGUCUCCUGUUCCAGAUUGAUUUUUCUUUUCUUUUUUCUUCUUAUGCUGCUUUUUAUGGGCUUGCAGUACCUCUAGAAAUUGGCACUGGGACAAGAUAGGUGCUUCAGCCUGCUCUUUCAGGAAAUGAGCUUUGUUCCCUAGCAUUGACUCUUCCUUGCUUCAGAUGUUGAGUCUAAUAUCUGGACAGGGUGGCUCUUUUAGUGUGGCUUUGAACUGUAGUGUUUAAUUGAAGACAAACCCCAGGAUCAAGUAAGUCCCAGGGAAAAGAACAGUUGCUGGUUAUCAAUUUGACUAGAUGGAGACACUAUAGGUGAGAAGUUCCCAUGUUCAGAUUGGUUUCCUGAUCUAGAUAGAGUUGCACGCAUUUAGAAGGAGGAGCUCUCUAAUCUGAGAGUACUCCUGGAUCCAUCCUUGUCACUAGAGGCCCAGAUGUUAUUAGUAGCCAAGAGGGCCUUUUUCCAGCUAGGGCCACAGUUGUUCAUGAAUCGGUAACCUUUAGACUUGAUUACUGUAUUAUUAUUAUUAUUAUUUAAUUAAUGUAGUGCAUCUACACUACUAACUGUUGAGAUUCCUGCUCCGUGAUUACAGUCAUGGGAUUGUUGUCUUUCACAUGAUAGUGUAUGUUUUGACUCCACAGAGUGGGAAGUGACGGAGACAGGAUGUUUGUGUUACUGUGUUCCGUGAAGUGGGACUAUUGUCCUUGGUUCUUUUUCUCUUUUCUGUUUGAUGCUAGAGAGAGAGGAAGCCAUGUUGCAGUGUUCUAUGUGUGUUUAUAUGUAAAUAAUGUAGAUUAGCCAAAAUGCUGAGUUGCCGAGGUCUGUCACGCAAGGUGCGAAGACUCUGCGGAUCCCUAAGUGUGCCAGUGUCUGUUGGCAUCAGUCGCUGUGAUGUUCAGGCGGAAGAAAGCUUUUGAAGAUCCUGAAUGAUCGACCAGGAGGGAGGGAACAUGCCAGCUGGGCAUGUGUAUCUGCCAGGGUCCUACUCGAGUGUAGGCUGAACUCCUGACACUUAUCAGCAGCAUGUAACACCUACUCUGCACAGGGAUCUGCACUGACUGCCAACAUGCUACUGGGUCAGAUUUAAGGUUUUCAUAUUGGUCUUUAAAAGAAUUUGAGAUCAGAGUACCUGAAAGAGUUUCUUACCUUCCUACAUACUGGUACAGCCAUGGGGUAUGCACUUCUUGCAGUGCCUCAUGCCCCUGAGGUCUGCCACAUGGUGACAAACAACGGGGGGAAACCCAGCCAGAAGGGCGGGGUAUAAAAUAAUAAUAAUAAUAAUAAUAAUAAUAAUAAUAAUAAUAAAUAAUUAAUAACGGAGCCGUCCCACUGUUGUAGGAAUUCCCUUUCAGUGGAUAUCAGACAGGCACUGGCUAUCUUGGCAUUUCACUGCCUUUUAAUGGCAUUUUUAUUCCAACAUGCCUUCCCAGAAGGAUUUUCUUGGCCUGGUCCCUGUUGAUUUUUGACAGUAUAAUUCUAUUUUAUUCUGUCUUGUACUUUGCUUUAAGGUUCUUUUGAAUAUAAAGCAAUUAAGAUAAUGCCUUUUUCUCUUCCCUCAGAUCUGUAGUCAGCUUUCCAUACCCUGUAGCAGUGUAUAUGAUUCUUCUGUACUUUGCUUGUGUGUUAUGAAUGGGAAAAACAGAGUACAGGGUUAUGAUAACUUAGCUAAGAUGGGAAGUAGCUAAGCCCUUUUUAUCACCCUGCUUAAUGCCUUGCUGGAAAGCUGGAAUUUCCUCUUAAAUACAGGAAAGUUAAAGGCAGCCUGAUCUUCUAAGCUGGUGUUGAGUUGUUCUUGAAUCCCCAUAUUAAACACAUAUAUUUGGCAGCACCUGGUGGUUAAAUAACUGCAGCUUUAGCGUGCUAAGUAGGAUAAUGAGACACCCAAGUUUGAAACUCCCUUCUAGGGGUGUUCAGUCUGCCAUUAGAGUAGAAAUUGUCACUGAAUAUAUUUUUAUUUGUCCAGUCAUUCAGAUAAUUAGGUGUAGUCCCCUUGCUGCAGAUUUUACUGUUUUUUAUUGAGAUUUUAUGGUUUUGAUUAUUUUAUCACUGUAUGGUUUAAUUUUUAGGGUUAGCUGCUCUGUGCUCCUGAUUGGAGGAAAGGUGAAAUAUAAAAAUAGUGAGUGGUAUUCAACUCAAUUGCUUCAUCAGUUCAAGGACAUUUAGCUGUGCAAUGGAACUUCCUUUCCCACUCUCAGGUGCCCUGCCCCCUAAAUCAGUUUUGGGAGUUGCCUCAACUCUUCAAAGCUGACUUGGGAAGGGUGCACAUGGGGUGGGGAACUUGAACUGUGUAUAUCUUGGGCUUACAGAAAGAGUGCAUUGGGUACCACACAAUGAAUGAAUGAUAAUAAUAAAAAUACCUUGCUGAGUGUGAUACUCCAGGUGAACUUUACUGUUAGUUUGUAGAAGGUGAAUAAUUUUUUUAUCUCUAUGAUUAUUCCAAAUUAAUCAGUGGAACAGAUGCCCUCCUUUGGUUUGCAUAGAACAGAUUUGAAGAAAGAUGUGAAAGGAUUUUGGAGUUGAGAUUUAAAUUUUCAACUUCAGUUCUGUCACUGGUGAAUUGUCAUAGUAAUUCUAAUAUUGUAAUUGCAUAGUAUCUGUUUUGCAAACUGGAGGUGCUGUCGUUCUUUGUCUGUUAAAUGGCCUAGCAAGACCUCAACAUGUACAGUUGAUUACCUCAAAUUCUAUUGAUUUAACUUGGAGCUUUAGGGAACAUGGUCACUUUGACCCAUUUUUCAUUUUGUUGGAGUGUUUCAUGCUGUCCUUAUUAAUGCAUUGGUCUGACUCUACAUCAAGAUCUGGCUAUUGAUUGACAUAAUAGUAGCUGGGAGUAUUGGAAAUACUGAGAGCCAUUCUGUAGUAAUGGAAUGGUUAGACUUGCUGGAUGUAUGGUUUUAGGCACUAUUAUGUAAGAGGAAUACAAUCAAUUAUUACUUACUUGGGGUGAAAUCAUGUUUUCCUUUAACUACUGGUUAGCUUAAAGUAUAUCUGGGUUAUAAUUACUGCAUUACUACUGAAAAACAUGGUGAGCUGGUUCAGUUCUGAGUGUCAGUUCAGAGUAUGGAGGAAGGCCAUAACCCAAGCAGUGGGACACAUGCUCUGAAUGCAAAAAGUUCUAGGUUUAGUCUAUUGACGUCUCUAGUUAAAAGGAUUGAGUAGAAAGGGAUAGAAAAACCUUUGUCAGAGUCCCUAGAGCAGGAAUGACCAAUGUGGCGCCUUCCAGAUGAUGUUGGACUGUAGCUCUCAUCAUUGAACAUUGGCUGUGUUGGCUGAGGCUAAUGGGAGUUGGUCCAUAUCAUGAGACCACUACAUUGGCUACCUGUAUCCUAGAGCUAGAGCAUGGUGCCCUCCAGACAUUGUUGGACUCACAAUACAAUCACCCCCAGCAAGCAUGUCCAGUGGUUGGGGAUGAUGGGAAUUGUAGUCCAGCAACAUCUGGUAAGUGUCACAUUAGCUGCAUACAUCUGUUCCAGAGGGCUGCUGUGAAUCAGAGUAUACAAUUCUGGGAUAGAUGGGCAAACGGUCUGACCUGGUUUUUAUUAAUUUUUAUUCUUAAAAAGUUUGCAAAUUGCUUGAAAGGUAAAAACAAAAUAAAAUCCUCUUAAGGUGGCUUUUAAAACAAAACCAGUAGUCACAGAUCUCAAACCAUUAAUAAAAGGCAGCAUCAGGAACAGCACCCAUCCAUGGGCAGCUUCCUAUGUAGCUGAAUAAUUUUCAUUUUAAAAAAAUACUGGGCAUGGUACCCCUUAAGGUCUUAGUCUCAGCAUUUUCUUUUUACAUUACACACAAAAAUCUUCAUGGGCUCUUGUGUUCUGUUGGUGAUUCACAAUUUUUAGAUUCUCUAAAAAUUGGAUUCUCAAUUUUGGAUUCUCAACCAGGAACUAUCCUAGCAGUAAGCAAAAGAGUAUUGGCUGCCGCCUCAGGGGCCACAUGCUAGUCCAUGUGGGGCACAGAGUGGCAGCCCCCCAGGUAUAUUCCUCUGUUGGAAAACAACUGUGUGUAACACAGUUUACUAGCCUGCUGCCCUUAAGGGCAGUUGAGGACACUGUCCUCUCAUCAGUGUUUAAGUGAGAUUAAAUGGCUAGUUCAGUUGAUUUCUGUAUAUUCUUCCUCUGCUUGUCUUGUCCUUCAUUUCUGGUGGUAAAAUGUAUUGGGCCCAGCCGCUUCUCAACACUUUUGUUAGGGAUGGAUAAACUAUAUUACACCAAAAUCAGUUUAUCUCAAGAUCAUAAUUCUGUAUGUAAGAAACCCAUCCACUUCAAAAUGAUCAUGAUUUUUCUUGUGCCUUCCAAUCACCUAAUUAAUGGCCAGUCCCAGCUAAUCCUGUGUUAAAAAUAGACAGAAUAUCAUAUAUUUGGCCUGAAUUGAGUGAACUAUGCAAGUUACUGUUUGAUAAACCUUUGAACAAGGACAUAAAACUACUAAUCUGAUGUUUUACCAUGAUUAUGGAGAUCACUUUAGUACUACAACACUAAAAUAACAUGACGGAGACCAAAUUAAAACUAACUGCUGUGGUAUUUAAUCUGUUUUAAUGGACAAAAUAGGCUCACAAGACUUAGAAAAAUUAAACUGCAGUUCAAAAUUGUCUGUUUUCAAAGCAGUUAAAUCAUUUUGUUCUCAAAUGACCAAAUCCAAAGUGUAGAAUUUGGCACCUCUUAGCGAUUUCUUAUUUUGAAAGCAAAUAAAGUGCUUUUCAUUCUUCAGACUUUAUAUCCAGAUGGUAACCUGCAACCCAGAUAUGACUUGCAGCGUGAUCUUAUCUAGUGCCUGAAGGUUGUCACAAAUUUUAAUUAAGGUGUACUAAAAAUAUUGCCUACAGAGUCACUUUCAGGGGAAAGAACAUUUGUUUUCAAAAGUUGUAUGCAAGUGAGAUUUCAUGCUUCAUGUUGAGUUUUGGAUGUAAUUAUAUCUUACCACUAACUGCUUGGAGAAGCAUUGGGAAAAUAUAAUACUUAAACUUUUUAUUGCUGUCAUAAUAAAACAUAUGCCAAAAUAAAUAAGUUGGUAUUUUAGAUGCAUUUUAGGUUUUUGGUUUUUUUUUGCUUUUUUGAGUGUUUUACUACUUUAAAAAGUGCUUUUUAGGUAUAUUUUCAUUGAUCAGUGACUGCAUAUUGCCCAAGUAUAUUAGAAGUCUAUACUGCUAAGUGACAUCAAUUUCUUAAUGAGACUGUUUAUUUAUUAUACUUAAUAUCCUAUUGUUACAUACCGUAAAUGUACAGUGCAUAACAACAAUAAAAUCGCAAUAGAUAACUAAUCCCUAUAAUAAUCAUCUCCUGCCAACCUAGCAGUUCGAAAGCACAUCAAAGUGCAAGUAGAUAAAUAGGUACCGCUCCGGCGGGAAGGUAAACGGCGUUUCCAUGCGCUGCUCUGGUUCGCCAGAAGCGGCUUAGUCGUGCUGGCCACAUGACCCGGAAGCUGUACGCCGGCUCCCUCGGCCAAUAAAGCGAGAUGAGCACCGCAACCCCAGAGUCUGUCACGACUGGACCUAAUGGUCAGGGGUCCCUUUACCUUUAUAAUAAUCAUAAGCAAUAAAACAAUAUAAAAUCAAAUAAGAGUUCAUAAAGUAAAAAAAAGUCAGCCAAUUAAAUUAAAAACAUUAGAAAAGAGCAAAUCCACAAAUGCUUAUUGAGUACAGAUUUUGGCUGUACUGCUGAUCAGGUUGUACGGCGUGACAACAUGCAUGUAUCACCUUUGGAAGUCCGACUGGCAAAUAGUCUUGCAAGAGAUAAUUAGCCCUCAAAAAAAUAUUGUUCCAUCUGAUGUCCUAUCUGUGUUUUAAUACUUUAUGACACAAAUAGCAUUAUGAAUGUGUUGGGAAAGCCAUCUCCCUUUUGAGUGGCCAAAACUUUUCAAGCUUCAUUAUUCACCUAGAGGCAACAUUUAGUACUCCACAGGUGAGUGACUGAAGUAACUUCUAAGAAAAUGGAAUGUGGACAUUUAUUCAGUACUGUUUAUAUUGUCCGUUUCCUCUAUCAUGGAACUCGGGGUGGUGCAUCUGGGAUUCCCAGGCAGCCUUCCAUCCAGGCACUUUCCAGAUCCAGGCCUGCUUAGCUUCAGCAGCGUGGUUUCAUCAUGCGCCUUCAUAACAUGUCAUUCAAACUUUCCAUGUGUACAGUUUCUCUCCAAGUGGUGCAAGUAAAGACAUGGGCUUUUUAAGUUUGUCCAUAUGUACGAGUUUCAGCAUUUUAAAGAAUGUUACAAUUCAUCUACAGUUGCAGAUUUUUUUACUACUUUGGAGAUCGAAAUCUUCAAAAUUCUGUAGCCUUGACACGUGUAUCAGGUAGCAGUCAAUAUGAAUAUAUUGCAGAAUCAGCAUCUUAAAUUAUAAUAAUUGUUAUUUUGGUUCUUAACAAAAAAAAGUGGAUUAAAAAUAAAUAGUUUUCAGCUCACUUGCACCUUAUUUUAUAAGAGAGAAUGUUUAAAAAGCUACAUUUCAUGACUAGCACUCAAUUAUCGUGCAUAGUGAAGGAGAACACGAGAAAUUGUAGUAGAAGAUAAAAGGACAUCAUGCAUAAAUUAGCUAUUAAUAUUUUGUAAAAAAAUACUUGCUUUUCGCAUGCAACAAAACCGUGGCUUAGUGCAGGGUAGACUUUCACAUAGAGAAGGGCUGAAGUCCUAGUUGCUCCUGAGCAUACAGUUGCAGGGUUAUGUGCGUGUACCUGCAAUCUGCUGUGCACAAGUUGCUAUCCAUGAAACACUUGACAACUUUUUCAUUUUCUCUUAUGUGGGCUUAUGCACAGUCAUCAGCUACAUUCCACUGUUUUCUGGACUGUGUAAAAAGUAUGGGGCUAGAAGGUUGGAGUGAUGGAACAGAUCUGUGCCCAUAGUACAGGUUGCGUCUUGAACAAAAGUCCACACUGAUGAAAGGGAUGGCAUAGAAGGCCUUUCUGGCAGUUGUGCUGCCUUUUAAAGGUGCACACUUAGUGCUUUGAAAACCAGAGAAGCCCAGUGAACAGUCAUGAAAUAGUGGGGGGGGCGGGCUGUACACUGUACCAAAACAGCUGCUGGUCCUCAUUUUAAUAGUUGCAUGUUUCUUUCAUAUGUAGCUUUAAAAAUAAACUAUGUGGGUAGCAUUUUUCCUCCUCAUGAUAGGUGUUGAGAAAAUAGAAUUUGGAGUUAUUUAUAUGGCAAAUGAGUAGAAGACUGAGGUAGUACUUGAGGUGGGGACGGAGAUCUUCAAAGCUCUCAAAUUUCAAUUUUGCAGUCAUAAUUUGCUAAAAUCAAAUGAGUUGAUGCAAUUUUUUUUCUAGUUAAUCGCUAUGUUCGUUGAAAAGCCAGCCAGCAACUUGAGCUAUGGCAUUCCUAAAUCUGAAAAUUCAAAUUUUCCACCUGCUUGUUAAAGCAAUUUUGGGUCAUGGUCCUUUUGACAUGGUUGAUUUUAAGGGGCUUUAUUGGCAGUACUUUUCAGCUUCUGACACUUAAAUGGGAAGACACUAUAGCUCAUUGAAAAAGCACGUCCUUUGCAUGUUCAGUCCUUAUCAUCACCAGCUAAAAAGGUCAGAUAGUGCUGUGGAAUGUGAGCUCCCUUUGACAGGAGAGUGAGUAAGCAAGCUCAUGCAACAUAUUGCAUGUUUUGCCAGCUGGGGCAAUAUGGCUGCCUCUGGGCUGAGCUGCCUUUGUCUUGGUGUUUCUUUCACUGUCUGAAGGAAGCCAGAUACUGCAGUGGCCAUGCUGCUGCUGUGUUUCCUUCUACUACUGCCAGUCUGGGUGGAGUCUCUCUCAUAUGCACCACAACCACAGCUGAGGUCUGUGAAUGUGCAUCUGUCAGAAGAGAAGAGGAAGCUCAGAGAAGGUGAUAAGAACCUUGCCCGGAGGCAACUUUUAUGCCCCAUUUUCAAUCAGGGCAAGUAUUCUAUUACAAGCUUGCUCUGUGCAUAGUCAAAAAUUUCCAAGCACUUUCUGAAUAUUAAAUACAAGUAAGGGUGAGAGAAGCCACUCUGCUGCGAAAUGAAUUAUUGUGCCUGCAGAUGAACAUGUUAGUCCAUUGUUGGGUCUGUGAAACCACUGAAAUGUUAGAAUCUCUUAUAUGUGUCUUUAGAAAUGUCUCCAAUUCUUCUGCAUGAUUAACAUUUUAAAUAUAUUACCCAUUUACCAUUUAACACAAAUGACAAGUGGUGUAACCCAUAGUAUUACAGUAUAGAUAAUCAGGUGUUAGUUUGAUAUCAAAAAGCUCAAUGUAAUCUGAUGAGUGGUACUGAGUGAAUAGGUUUUGCUUUAGGGAUAGCUCUGAAUAAGAUAUCUUACUUCCAGUUCUCCAUUUUCUAAGUGAAAACUGCAAAUCUGACUUCUCAUUCCCACAGGCUGACAUUUUGGCAAGUUUUACUUCAAUAUCUACUCCUUGUCCUUUUUCUUGAGCUAAAUAUUUAUUUUCUUUAUUUGUCUGGGAAUCUGUAUUUUGCAGUUGCACUAAAGCACUUCACUUGUGCACUUCUAAACAAGUGCUUCCUUUGUUUUGAAGCUUUUCACAUCUGCUUCUGUUCAUGUGGUUCAACUUGCCUUUGCAAGCCACAUUUUCAAUAUAGCAGAUGCAGUGUAAAGAAAAGUGGGGGAUGUGGCAGGAGCACAGCUUGCAAGUUGCCAAUAUUACAUGGUCUGUGUUAUUGCUGUUUAUAAGUUUUUAAUUUAGUUCAUGUUCUAAGCAUGCAUUUGUGACUUCAGUAUGCAGUGAUGAAAUGUGCAUUUAUCUAAAACAGUGCUCCAUGAUGAAAAUGUUAUUAGCAACAUAUAAAGGAAAUUCUCUUGCAUGUUGUUUGUAGAGAAGUAUUGUCGUGCCUAGAAAUGACUAGUUGUCUGAGCUGUGAACCAGGAAGUCUUCUGGUUCAAAUGUUACCUCUGCCACAAACUCACUUCGGCAAACUAAACCCCUUCUCCCCCAGUAACAGCAUCCAUCAGUAAUAAAGGAUAUUAAUCCUAUUUUAGGGCUGAUCUAAGGCAGAGGUCCCCAAUCUUUUACCCCUAUGAGCACAUUUGGAUUUUUGAGCAAGGAUUGUGAGGCGCCACCCGCUCUGGUCACUUCUCACCCCCACCUCCAAGAGUGAGAAAACUAUAAAGUGCAUGUACACAGACUUCACUUUUCCAAGGGAUCUGAGCAAAAACCAGAUCCAGUAGCAUUAAUCUGAGCCUUAAAAAGCAACAUAGACUUGAAAGAGGAUGUGGGAAAGAGCAUUACUCUUCCAGCUUCCUUCUUCAGCUCUGUCUACUGUUCAGGGUAGAAAAAGCUAAUCACCCUCACCACCUGAUGUUGAAGGGGGAAGUGGGGGGCAGAGCUCAGAGGCUUUGGGUGUGCCAGGGGCAGACCUCAAGGGCACCAUUGCGCUCAUGGGUGCCACAUUGGCGACCCUGCUCUAAGAAGAUACAUAUGUGAAAUAUACAUAUAUGCAAUAUAACUGUUAAAUGGUGUUCUAACAUUAUAAGAUUAAAACAAGAGCAAGUAAUGGUGCCAUAUCAUACUUGUUGGUUUUCGUUCGUUUAGACACCUAGCUGUUGGGCAGAAGAGGUAUUAGAAAAGAGAUCGCAUCAGCGUUCAGCUUCAUGGGGGAGCGCUGAUCAACUAAAAGAAGUAAGUGUUUAACAGUUUGACAAACAGGAGGCCCUCAAGUCUCACAGGUUCACUGGGUGUAGUUUGUCCAUGGGAGCACAUUCAUGUUCUUCUCCCUUUUACAAACUCCUGAUUUAAGGGUUUCUUUAAUGUGAGUGAAUGGACAGAAUGCAUUGAGGAGUCAGUAGAGUUCUCUGUGAUAAUAUUGGCAUAAAGCUGUACUGCACUGUUUUACGUUAUUGUGUGCAUUGUUCCAAAGGUAGAUAGAUGUGUGAUAAGAAUCAAAUCUGUCCCAGAUUCAAAAAUGUUCCUGUAGUGAUGUUUGAAAUAUAACUUAGUAUCCGUGACUCACAUAUUCUUGUCAUUAUUUGGCCACAAUUAACAUGAAAGCCAAUUAAUACAUUUGGGUAUUAUAUGUUAAAAUUGAAAUAAUCAUAUAUUGUCUGUACCAGUAAUUCUUAUAUGCUCAGUUGAAACCAUAGAAAUGGCAUACUGCAUAUUAUUGUAGAUAUUGUUGCUUGUAUCCAAUGCAGCACUAAGUAAAUGCCUUGUCAGUGCAAGUAUUUCAGCUUGCUCAGUUGGAUCCCCCUCCCCCGCAAGUCUCUGCUGAAAUAUGUUAACAGGAGUAAAACGAACAAAAUUAACACAGUGAAGAGCAAGAAUAGGGCGGUGUUAAACACCUAUGCACUGGGAACAAUGCUAACAUUCUUGAUGAGUUUAAGGUUCAAACUGAAAAUAUAUUCAAAAGAUGCUAAAAGUGUGAUUAUUGCUUAUAGGAGCAAGAUCUUCCUAAAUAUAAUAUCACACAUUCUUUACAUGGCGAAAUAAAAUGUGCAGUUUAUUUUUUUUUUUAAUAUACGAUGCCUUUUUGUGGCAUCAAAGCCUAGCUGAUUUUUUCUGGUUAGCUAACAUUGCCACCUGGCUGUUUGUUUUAAGAGUAACUUUAGAAAGCUAUUUUAAUUUACAUAUGCAAAAGAGCAGCAGCCAGCAGUUUUUUUUCUGAGAAAGGUUGCAUUCUAAUCAAUCCCAUCAUUAUUAGGCUUUUGCGUUGGAGGACAGUUGUAUUUGGGAGUUUAUCAUAGACUCUAUUAAAACCCACUGUUGUAAGUACAGUACACCAUUCUGUCUUAGAAGGCAUGUUCAGAGCUCUGUAAACAGGUCAGAAUUAGUGUAUCUUCUUUCCAAGGCAGAUGUGUGAAUUACAACAUUAUGUUUUUAUGAACAUUUAGAUAUGGUUGUGAUUCUCAAAUAUACCUCUUUAUCUUCUCAGAACAAUCAUAGAAAGCAACUCUUCAUGUUAAGCUAAUGGUUAGUAUUUGGAAGAGAGCAUUCAUAUCAGGACAACUAAAUUCUAUGCAAGAAGCAGUAAUCGUAACCCAUGUUUAUCUCUGAAGUGUGAUAUUGUAGUUUUGUAGUUAGUCUUAUUUGUAUGGCAGGUGCCUUUCCUCCCCCUUUCAGCUAGACUCAAGAUGUGCGCAUUGUCAGUUACACGCCUUCUUUUAUUUGAUUUUGUCUCCUCUUCUUGCUAGAUUGCCAAAUUGAGACAGCAGCUCCAGCGCAGUAAACAGAGUAGUCGUCACAAUAAAGAAAAAGAACGUCAGUCGCCUCUCCAUGGCAACCAUAUAGCAAUCAAUCAGACUCAGGUAAGCAGACAACUGAGCUUGUUCAGGCAGCCUUCAGAAUUAAAAGUGAUCAUCCUUUCCCACUUUUGAAUUUCUGUCUACAGUUUAAAAUGGAUUCCAUAGUUAUGAAUUAGAAGGACGAUUUUAUACCAGUUUUAAUUCAUGCAGGAAAAAUUAGUGACAGGUUGUUUAACAAGCCUGGAAAAGUUGGGGAGAAAUCUCCUGUUUAAGAAUAAUAAAUUUGCAGCAUUGAGUUGACCAGAAACAAGGGUUAGGUUUGAAUCCUGACAUCCAAAUUACUCACUAAAGGCAGUCAAGGAGUGCCAUUUUCUCAGCAGCAACAACCAUUUAUACUAUUUAUAGUCACAGUUAUUUGACCUUGCUGUCCUCCUGUGGACUUGUGAUGUUUUAAAAAUGCUAAUAUAUCACCACCUGGUUAUUCAGUCCCACUGACCAAGGAGGUCCUGUUUAUCUUUGUCAUUUUACUCCCACUGAAGCAGGAUACUUGAACCAUCUUAUUAGUCACAGCCACCUUGCUAGAAACCCUUGUUUUAAGGAUUUAAAAAGUGUUUGCGCACCAAAUGACUAUAUACAGCAUUAAGAAAGAUUCAGCAAUAUUUUUAACCAAUUGUACCCUUUUUCAGUACUCAUUAUUCACAUUUAUCUGCAAUCAUUUUUAGAACAGGAUAUAAAACCUCCUGUGCAGUGGUUCCCAAACAUCCCCCUCCCCCAUGGAUCACUUGAAAAUUGCUGGGGGGGGGGGGUCCUCAGCAGUCCACUUCAGUAUUUCUCUUCAGCACAGGCCCUAGGGCCUUGUUAACCAAUUCAGUAAUCUGGUGCUGGUCAAAAUGCCCUUAUUUUCCAUUGUCUGGGGGUGGGGGGUAGUAAUUAACUGCAGGGUCAAGUACAUAUAGUCUUGACUGGUGCACAACCAUUCUGCAGACCACCUGAAUGGAGCUCACAGACCACCAGUAAUCAGUGAACCACAGUUUGAGAACCUCUGCUCUAACGAAGACUCCUGAUAAGUACCAUGUAACUCGUUAGAGGUCUGUGUUUAUUCAGCCCUUUCGGAUGGGGGGGCGGAAAUACCCAUUACUACCAUACACUCCCAUACCUUUGGUGCUGUGGCUGCACAUUUAGCUGUUAGCAUAUACUGCUGGAUUUGUUUAAUGUGUUUGGUUUUCUGAUGUCAUGGAUGUCACAGUGUUCCUUGCAAGUAUUAUGUCCUUUUUCUUGAUCCAGUACACUGAUCACUUUGAUAAGCCUAGUACUGAGCAUGUAGAGCUCUAUAAGAGUAGGGACGUAAUCUUUUCUUCCUUUUCAUCAGAAAUCUAUGAUGCAUAGCUCUUCGGUUUAAUAUUUCUCUACCUUCAGAUGAGUGCACAGCUCAAACUUUCACAUCAUAAAUUCUCCUGCCAUAAGUUUAAAGUUAAAUUAGACAUAUCUUUUGUCUUUAAAGGCUUCUAUAUCGAGAUCAGUCCCUAUGCCGCUCUCAAACAUUUCAGUGCCAAAAUCAGCUGUUUCGCGUGUGCCGUGCAAUGUAGAAGGAAUAAGUCCAGAACUAGAAAAGGUGUUCAUCAAAGAGAACAGUGGAAAGGAAGAAAUGUCCAAGGUAAGCUGAUGCUAAGCAUGGUUACUUUAAGCUGCAUAAUAUAGAAAUUGUAUGUAGAAAUGUGUGAAUCUGUGCAAAAUGACUCUGCAUGUAUUCAUAUAAGCAACUAAUAUAGUUAGUUUCAGUUUUACAAAGAACCUGGUAGUGUAAGGUGGCAAAACCCCCCUAAAUAUAUACUACUACAUUUAACUACGAUGAUGGUGGUGGCAAAGUAAUCCAGGCAUCUUGUGUGAUCGGUAUUUUAGAGGUUAGUAAUUCGAAUAAAACAGUGCAAGAACUGAUCUUAAAACACUCAGAGUGGUUACAAUUUUAAGUAGGCUGAAAUCUCCUAAAUACUGCUUUUUACACCAUUUCCCCACAAUUUAUAUUAGUGUCAUUGUCACUGUGGCAAUAAUACCUCCCAAAAUUAAAGUGAACAAUAAAAUGGACAUACUUGUCCUCUUAACAAUUUAUUGCUGGCUGUUCAAGGUUUAGGUCUCUGAGCUCCUGAGCCCUUAUGUGCAGUACAAUGAAGAGGAACUAUGUUGAUUCCAUUAGGACUCCUCAAUGUUUUAAGUGAUUUGCUGGAUUUUUGUCAGGGCUUCUGAUGAGAGGUAAUACUGAGCUGAAAAGAAUCCCCUUUCCAAAGUUACAACUAGAUCCAAUAUUUCUCUUGUUAUCUCCAGAAUUAAAACAGAGAAGUCACAACUGAAGAAACUAAAUUUUAGAAAAGUAUGCACAUUUACAGGUGGGGGGUGGUGGUAGGCUAGAGUUCAUACGUCAAUAUAUUCAGUACUCCAUAUAUGCAAAUAAUUUCUGUGUUGGAUGAAGGCUACUGCCAAGACAGUGCUUACAUGUACUAUAUUGCCUUAUAUUUCUUCAUCAACUACUACAUUGCAUAAUGUGCUUUUUAGACGCUUGAAAAUAUGCCUGCUGAAUAAUUGGCACUUAGUAUAAUUUGAUCUGCCCAAUAACAGCAAUUCAUGCCUCAUUUUAGGUCAUAGGCUUUAAUAAGCUCAAAGCUUCGUGUCCCAUGCUCUCAUGAGAGUUACUGAGAGAUCAUUAGCUAUUGCUGACAUCACAGUAUGCUCUCUUCACAGGCAUAAUUGUUAUUCCAUUAGUAAGCAUCCAGCAGAAUGCAGAAAAGUCUUGCAGAAAAUGCUGAACGGCACAGGUGCUUUUAUAUAGGUUUCUGGGAUUUUGUUACCCUAAAUUGAAAGGAGGUUAUGAAGUAACUUAUAUUUUAAGUAGGACAGCAAGCCACAGAACUGCAAAGUAGUUAGUUUCAUAGGUGUACGAUUUUUUAAAUUUUGGUUCUGUUGCUUUUGUUACGCAUUGUGAUUGAGACAAAGAUAGGCAUAUAUGUACAAAUAUAUAAAUGUCUGAUGGAGACACAAACACAGCAAACCAUAACAUUAGUUAACUCAGAGCUUUUCUUCUAGCAUGCCCUCAUAGGUGGCUUGGCUUUGUGUCAGUUUGCCAGCUUGGCAGAAGAAAUCACCACCACCUCUGGGAUGUAUGAAACUUUCCCUGGUACAGCACACUGGUGCCAGCUGGUGCUGAUGGAGGAAAUGAAAAUGAGAGAGCUGUUGCAGCUCCUUUAUGUUUGAGUUUUUAAAUAUUUUUUUUUAAAAAAUAAUUAUUUAUUAAAUUUGUACACCGCCCUUCACCAGUAGAUCGCAGGGUGGUUCACAGCAUAAAAAUGUAAGAUAAGAUACAAAAUACGUAAUAAAAACAACAACAAACCAAACCAUUGACCUCCCUCCCCCCCAAACACAUUUAAAAGGACAUAGACUGUUAAUAAGCCAAAGGCCUUGUUGAAGAGGAACUUUUUCAUCUGGCACCUGCAGGUGUAUAAUGAAGGCGCCAGGCAAACCUCCCUGGGGAGAGCAUUCCAUAAGCAGGGAGCCACUGCAGAAAAGGCCCGUUCUUGUGUUGCUACCCUCCAAACCUCUCAUAGAGUCGGCGCAUGGUUCUAAAAGCACCUUUUAGAACCAUUAGAUCGGAAAGACCCCUGAAGCAAAUGGUUUGGGGUGGCAUGUUGCUACCACCCUGCAGAUCCCCUUCUGGCUUGUCUGCUGCUGCAGUUCAUGUGCGCUCAGAGGAUCAGGCUUUAAGUGUUACAAAUGGAAAGCCUUCCUGAAACAUUGCUUAUUUGACAGCAAGACAAAGCUAUUUUUAUACAUUUGUUGAUGCCAUUUAAAAGCUUUUGAGGGAAAAGUACUUAGUGGAAAAACUUCAGUCUUUGUUUCUAAAUCAGCCGAAAAUGAAAUGCCUUGAAGAAUUGGAAAGCCCAGAUAAAAAAUGAAGUGAAAAUAGUGUUCUGUAACGCUAGAGUAAUUUCUCAAACAGUUACAGGAUGUUGAACAAGAAGGCAUUACUUAAGAUAAAUCUUACUUUCUGGAACUUAAGCCUUUUGUGUUUCUCUCAAAGGGAGUGCACAUCAGUAUAUUAGAAUUUUCUUCAUUACAGCUUUCCAGGAAAGCAAAAAUUGUUGUGAUCUUAAGGCAGAGUCAGUAUUUUUGCAUCACUCUUCUCUUUUGUCAGCAUUUUCUUUGAAGUGUGAUGCCUCUAACUUUGCAAAUCACAAUUUAAUCUGUGUACUUUUUUAACAACUUAUUUACUGUGUUUGAAAGAAUUACUUGCUAUGUUAAUCAAGGCUGAUGAGAUGGUAGCUGAACAGUGGUAUGAAUAGGCUGUCAGUAAUUCACUUCUAAUGAAUGGCAUGUCUAUGGUGAGACCAUCAUAAAGUUUGAUAUUUCUUUUUAGAAAGAUUCCCAGUGAAAAUGUAAGUUAUAAGGAAAAAAAGACCACAUAUCUGUUUUGUAGAAAACAUGGAAGAGCUUCACUGCUUUCUUUCAACACUUUCUACCCUGAAAGCAAUAAUAAACUCUCCUUAAGAAAAGAGAAACUAGUUCAUGGAAAAAAUGAAGUCUGAGUUGACCCCUUAAAUUGCUGUUGCCUGCCCUUUAUGACAAGAUCCCAGGGGACUGUGCUUUAAAAUUAGUGUUUGUGGGGUUUUUCCUCUCUUGAUGUUGUGGGAGGAUUUUAAUUGUCUUUAAUUGUAAUAGGGAUAGUCCUAAGCUGUGUGACAUUUCCUGUCUCUUUUGUAAUUGCAAAAUGUCUUGUUCUUGUUUCCGUUAAUAUAAAAAGGGAAAGGGACCCCUGGCCAUUAGGUCCAGUCACGUUCCUAUUUAUCUACUUGCACUUUGACGUGCUUUCAAACUGCUAGGUUGGCAGGAGCAGGGACCGAGCAACUGGAGCUCACCCCAUCACGGGGAUUCGAACCGCUGACCUUCUGAUUGGCAAGCCCUAGGCUCUGUGGUUUAGACCACAGCGCCACCCACGUCCCUUUAAUAUAGUUACUAUUAAAUAAUGCCAAACUAUUUGUUUAGUAAGCAUAAAUAUCAGCAUGUGGCCUAAUGGCUGAAGUGUAUCUAGCCUUGGUGUUUAUUUAAGGAUAUAGCUGCACGUUCAAGUGACUAGAAUUUUCAUGCAGUCUCUUGCACUAAAUGAGUUGAUGAACAGCAUGCCAUUGUGUCACUUGCCUCCUUUUGUAAGAAGCUGACUUCCCUCCCUCUCCCAAGGUCAUUUCUGGCUUGAAAGAAAUUAGCACAGGUCAAAGUGCCCUCCAGGUCCCAGACUUCACUCUGGGGCAGGAGUUUUCACUGUGCCUUUUAAGAAUGUUGUUUUCGCUGCAGCCCUUGGAUAUUCCUGAUGGCCGACGAGCUCCCUUACCUGCUCACUAUCGUAGCAGCAGCACGCGUAGCAUCGAUACACAAACACCUUCUGUGCAAGAGCGCAGCAGCAGCUGCAGCAGCCAUUCCCCAUGCAUUUCUCCUUUUUGUCCUCCUGAGUCUCAGGAUGGGAGUCCUUGCUCCACAGAAGACAUGCUGUAUGACCGUGACAAAGGUGAGAGUCUAUUUGAAUAAUUGGUUCAUGGCUUGCUUUUGUUCUGCUGUACAGUCAUUGUGCUUAAAUCAGAUUUUUGAUUUCAUUUUAUUUUGUCCUGUUGGUGUGAACUGAAGACUGCUCAUAAUUGUUUUUGCUUGUUUACAUUUGUUUUCCCUUUUGUUUGUGCAGUUUCACAAACAUCUUCCAUAAAUGUCAGAAGGACACAGCAAAUGAGCUUAACUCUUUAUGAAAGCUAUAGUAUGAAAAGUUAAGGAAAAGCAUGAAGUGAAUAAUUUAUAAAGUAGUGUGUGAAUUAUUGGUGAAAUAAGUGAAUCCAGAGUUUGUGGUUGCGUUAUCACUUUUGUCGGUCAUUUAAAGGGUAAGUUAGGAAGACAAUAAUAUUAUUUGAGUCUAGUGUACAAAAUACUAUGGCAACAGAAUGACUUGUCGGAAUGAAAUCAAUGCUGGUCAUGUUUCACUGUAUGUAUUUAACAGAGUAAUCCUAUGCAUGUCUACUCAAAGUAAGCCCCACUGAGUCCAAUAGGAAUUGAUUCCUAGAAAAGUGAAUAUAGGAUUUUGCAGCCUUAAAAGUCUGGCAGCGUUCUCAGUUUUUGGCAAAGUCAAUGGUUUUUUGAAUUUUGCAAUUUUACUCAAGCAUAAGGGUUGGUGGUGAACCCAGAAUUCAGCAUGAUUAGAUUCUUGGUUUUUGGUCUCCUUUUUUUUAGAUCUACAGUUUUAGCCCUUAAUGGCUGCAAACAGAAGCUUAGAAGUGUAUGGCCAAUGCUUGGUGACAGUGCAGAAACCACAAGGAGUGGGGAGUGGUUUCAGUUUUCUGCAAAGCUGCUUGGUUCACUUUAUAACUAUCAGGAGUAGGAACAGAUUAUGCACAAUUUGCAAAUACAUGUGUCUGUUUAUCUUAUAUACCCCUUUUCCUCCAUGGAGCUGAAGGACAUGUGGGACAUUUCCAGCUGGUUUUCCAUCUGCACACUGACCAGGCUCCUGGCUGCUUAGUCUCAGCAAAGUUGAUGUACCAUGUGCUUUCAGACCAUGCCUUGGGAUCAUUAUUUUGCUUGGUUUGUGGAAUGAAUGUAGGUUGUAGGAUUGGAUACGUGCAUGUGUUUUUAACACUAGUUGUAGGCCUCCUGGUCAAUGUGAGCUGUUUUAAAUUAAGAAUAAAAUAAUGAAGUCUCUCGGUAUACAAAUUUUUAAAAGAGCAGAAGGGGAGUUCUCCAUUUAAGUAUUGUAAAAAAACCAAAAAAAACCAAAAACACCUUGUAUCUUCUAUCCUUUUCCCAAUUAUUUUUAGAGUGCUCCAGCUCUUUCCUCUUUUCUUUUCCAUCUUCCAUGCUAAUUUCUGUUUCUGUUUUCUUAUUGUUAGUGGCCACAUCCUACCUUUCUUUUUUUCAUAUUCGUGCACAUUAUUUACAAUUAAAGCAUUUCCUCACAUGCCUCAUGUUUUUCUUUCUUUAACUUUCUUUCCCAUCUGUAGCCCUGCCUGAUAAUCUCCCCAUCCAUUCUCUCUCUUUCGUGAGGAUUACAAUGCAUGGACACUUCCUCAACCCCCACAUGUGAUUUUGCUGUCUUGGCUCUAGUUUCUUUACUCAGUUGGAGCCAGACACAAUAUUUUUCCAUGAAGAGGCAAGACAUUCUUGAAAUGCAAAAAAAGAAAGAAAAAAAGAAAAAAGCCUGGGAAUUGUGACUUACACAAGGUGUCCUCCAGAUGUUGGAACUACAAUUCCCAUUAUCCAUGACCAUUGACUUUUAGUUGGAGCUGAUGGAAGUUGAAGUCCAAAAACAUCUGGAGGAGAGAUUUAUAGCCUGGCCUGCCUUUUGGAUAUAUGCUUCAUGGUAAACUAAGUAAAGAUCAUGAUCUCACUUUGAAUUUUAAUUAAAAAAAAAAAAAUUCUAUUCCACCCUUCAUCUUGAGCAACCAAUGCUAGGUGCAAUAAAAUAAUGUAAAACUACCAGACAUUCACAAAUACUCAUACAAUAAAACAAGGACAGAUAAAAAACAAAUCAAUAGAUAAACAGUCUAUAAUAUAUAGCUAUCUACAUUUAAGCACCCACUAACACUAACAACCAGUAAAUUUUUGGAUGGUCAACCAUCCUUUCAACUGGUAUUCAAAGGAAACAAGCAAACAAACAAACCUUAGAAGGGAAAGCAUUCUAAUUCUGAUAAUAAAAUAAAUGUAAUUAUAUGAUUCUGCAGUUCACAAUACAUUAUAAUUAAUGAAGAAGAAAGGCACAGCAGUACUAAUACUUAGCAGGAAAAAGUAAAGUCCAUUAUUGUCACUUUCACAUACUAGAAAUUGGGUUAGCCAACAAGGUAUCCUCUCUACGUUUUGGACUACAGCUCCCAUCAGCCUCAGCCAGCAUGGCCAGUAUCAGGGAUGAUGGCAAUUGUAAUAAAAAGAAAUGUGGAGGGCACCGUGCUGUUUACCACUAUAUUAGCUCUUUGCCACCACAGAUCUUACAUACCCCAGCCCUUUUUCCAAAUUCGAUGUUGCCCUUUGUAUAGCUAAAACUGAAGUAUUCAGCCCACCAAAUCCAGAGGUACUAGGCUAAAUCACCUCUAGAAAAUUCUGCUAGGUUUCCUUAGUUUCAUGCUCACAGACCUCAUUCAAAUGCUUGUUGAAUGAUUAACAUUUGUUAGUUGGGGAGGGGGAUAAUAUUCUGCAGAACUUUAAGUCCUUGUCUGUGCAUUUUGCCUGUAGCCAUUAAGAUAUGUUUCAGCAAUGUCAGCAUUUGGUUUUACAGAGAGGGCUUCUCUUACUUAAUGACGUCUGAAAUGGUGAACACAGAUAAGAGUUCUUUUGGAGUUGAUGUGAUAAGUGCAUUUGAUUGAAGUUCACGGUUCUUUGUGGUAUCUACACCUGCACAGAUCCAGCUUUGGGAAUGCUCUAGAGCAGAAUGCCUGAAAAUUAGCAUUCACGUCUACACUUCCUAAAAGAGAGAGAGAGAGGUCUUGAAGGAUUCACAAAACACUCUUUUCAGUAGGCAGAGCUGCCACAAUUAUCAUUAUCUUGGGUUAUCUGAUAAUGGCUGACUGCAUCAACAGUUUUAAGAACAUAUGAAGAGCAGUGUUGGAUCAGAACAGAAGCCUGUCUAGUCCAGCCUGCUGUUUCUCACAGCAGCCUACCAGAUACCUAUGGGUAGCCCACAAACACCACAUUAACACAAUAGCACACUCCUGUUUGUUCCGUAGCAACUGGUAUUCAGAGGCAAGAUGUUUCUGUUCUUGGAGGUAGCAUAUAGUCAUGAUAACUAGUGGUCAUCACCUUACCCUCCAUGCAUUUGUCUUAUCUCCUUUUAAAGCUGUGCGUUGGUGGCUAUCUCCACAUCUUGCAGUAGCAAAUUCCAUGGUUCAGCUGUGUUAUGUGAAAAAGUACUUCUCUUUGUCCUGACAACGGAAAAACUGUAACAUUUCCUCGUGUAGAACUGACUCUUGACAAUUUUAGUGACCCAUUCCCUUUCUCUCCAAUAUCUUUUCUGAAGUGUGGCGACCAGAAUUGUGUAGUAGUAGUAGUAGUAGUAGUAGUAAUAAUAAUAAUAAUAAUAAUAAUAAUAAUAAUAAAUACACCAUGAGCUCAAGAACCUUUUCCUGGCCAGUCACCACCAGCUCAAACUGCAUCAGGAUGUAUGUGAAAUUAGGAUGUUUUGUACAGAUGUGCUUCAUUUUACACUAACAUUCAAUUCCAUUCACCAUUUUUAUGCCCAGUCAGCCAGUUUGGAGAGUUCAUUUUUGAGCUCUCGGCACCCCUCUUUUGUUCCCCCCACCUUGAAUAAUUGGUUAUUGCCCACUGACUGAGCUACCUACUUCCUCACCUCUCACUCCAGAUGAUUUGCACUGCUCCCAGUUUAGAUCCCUAGGGAUCUGUAUUUUUGGGUUAGCCAGUCUCUGAUGUGGUUACAACUUGAAUUGCUGUGCAUGCUACCUUAGGAUGAAUCUGAUACUUAUUUUCACAGAUACCUGUUAGCGGGCACCUCUGGAACAAGGCACAGUUUGAUAAAAGGCUGUGCAGAUUGCUCACUAGUUCAGUGGUCCCUUAAAAAGUACAUUUGCCCCAUCAACUGUGUUGUGUGCUUAAGUACAGAAAAAUAAUGGAGCAUUGAAUAAAAUAAUCACUUUGGUUUGUAUGCUAGACCAUGUGUGAUUUCCCCCCAAUGCAUUGUGAUAUUGCUAAAUGUAGACAAGGUACUGUAGAACACUACAUUUUCCAGUUAACUUAAACAGAUAAUCUAUUUUUUCAGAAAAGAAAGUUUAUUGAUAUCAACCCAGACAGUAUGCGCUAGCUCCAGGAAGAUUUCUGGAUGAAGUGUUCUUAAAUCUCUGAACAAUAGUUAAAGAAGUAUGGCCAACUGUACUUUCUGCUUUGUUUUAACUGUUGAAAAUCACUGGCUCGGUUUUAAUUAAGGUGGUGGGAGGAUGUCAAUUGUUACACCUUUCCUACCUAACCUAUUCUAUCAGGCCACCAACACUGGCAAUCUUUCAGUUGUGGAAAACAGUUGCCAAGUUUGUUUAUUCAGUCAUAGGUAUUUGUACCACAUAUGCAGAAUUAGCAACUUUAUAGAAACAUGGGGAAAUUAAUAAAGUAGAUUGAUGUAGGUUGGCAUUGUACUGUCUGUUAGGAAGCUGCAGAAAUGUGUAUUGGAGUACACAAUCACAUUAUAAUAUUGAUUAUCAGAAAUGCAUGUUUUAAAAUUCUUUUUUAUUAGGAAGAAAGCCAGACUAAUCAUUGUUAGUGAUUAUAAUUUGAUCCUGUCCUACUGUACUGGAAAAGCAUCUUUGGUACCACAUUUAGUGGUAGUUCACAACUUGCUUGCAUAACAGAGCUGGCAAUUCCUUUUAUUGUUGAAUAUUUCCCCCACUUCGCGUUCUAGAGUUGAAGUUCCCAAACUUCUGAUGUGAAUCCCACCUUUGGCGGUUUAAUCUCUGUUCAAGCCAUCUGCCACCUCUUAUUUUAGGGCUCUUCUGUGAUGGUUCAACCUAAGCAGUUGAUUAAUGUACUGUAUCAGUGUUUUGGAAGGAGACCAUUUCAAGUUUGAAUGUCUUAUGCUAAAAAGGCAUUUAAAAUAAUGCCCAAAGGUUCCGUGCUCUGUUGUUCCCUGUCGUAGGGCUUGUUUUCUUCUCCAGCUAAAUUUCCAUUAUACUUUUCAGUAGUAAAUCAGCUUUAAGCUGGACCUGACUGUGUUUCUGAAUAAAAAAUGGAAGUUAAUAAUUGAUCAAGCAUGGGGAGAGCUAACCUGCUGGCCAGACACAGACCUGUUUUACAUUUCUAAAGCAUCUUUUCUUUUCUGUCUAAGUCUGCGCUUUGACCACAGGCUCCACUGCCGCUCUUUGGAUCAGAUCAGCUGUUUACUUUACAUUUCUAUAAAGAGCUGCUUAAAUAGGUUGAAAUUUUCAAAAGAAAAUGAACAUAAAGUCUGCAAAGGGAACCCAUGGUCUGCUUUGGGAUGGGAGAGUGAUCUUGCACAGCAGGGGGUGGAGAAAAUGUUAAUGGCACCUGUUGUGUGUGUGGAGAAGGGGAGGUGAGGAAGGGCCCGGCCCGCCGUGUGAUUAGAAGCAGUUUUAUUGCAUUAGAAGUGCCAGCUCCACAGGGUGCCAGUGAUUAGAAUUCAGUUUGGUGACCCCAUGUGCUAUUUACAGCUGGAGGGUUCAGUUUUGAGACUUUGCUCCACAAAGAAAGAUACUGGUUUUCAGCCUUUACUUUCUGAAUUUUUAAAUUAAAUUUCACUUCUGAUAAGUAAAAAUUAAAAAAACAACCAGCCUUUGACACUGUUUGUUAGCUAUCUGUUGAGCACAGCGCCUCUCAAGUUACUGAAGACUUUGCUCACUACUCUGUGGUUCCUCCAGGGUUAGUUUUUUUAGGACUAGCUUUAUGUGAAAAAUUAAAUUUUGAAUACUUGAAGGGGGGCUCAGGGAACAUACAGGGUUGAAUACACACAGGGAAGAAAGGAGGGAAGUUUGUGUGCUAUAUAUGGUUAGGGAACUGAAGGAUAUAGAAAUGAGCCCGUAGACAUUUCAUAGUCUUUACCCAGUGUAUCCAGUGUAAUUGGUCACUGGAUUAUGUUAGAAUGAUUUAAUUGAGCUGUAUAGGUAAAAAAUUAUUACCAGCAAAUUCCAGUGAACCAUCCAAUUCUGAUAUUUUUGUGGGUCUACUCAGAGCAAACUUUGAUUUCGAAACCACAGAGGAAGACAUUUAAGGGGGGGAAAGGAAAACAGCAAGAAAAAUGACACUCAGCUUUUCAAAAAGCAACAACAACAGUUAGAACUUGUAUUUAUCCUUUUAUGGCUUUUACUACUAGCUUUCAGAGAACUUUAGAAAGUUGUUGUUGGCAGUUCCUCACACUCCUACUUGUUUUGGAAUACUUACUCAUAGGUCCAUAGAGGGAAUGCAGUACUGUAUUCCCCUAGAUAGUGUUGAUGUUGUUUACGUGGCCAUGUAUCCUAGGAUGAGAAAGAGAUCAAUCUCUACGGCCCUUUCUCAGCGAGCAGCCGCCAUUCCAUCAGGAUACCUGGAAAGUCCCCAUCCCAACUAUUAUUUAUUGAAGAAAUUUUAUAUACUGCUUAUCGUAGGAAAAAAGAAACUCUCUCAAAGUGGAUUACAACUAGUCAUAAGAACUGUACCCUUCUCCCUCUUGUCUUGUGUGUCUCUUUAGAUUGUAAGCCUUAGGGCAGGGACUGUCUUAACUGUGGGUUGUUGCAAGCCUCUCUGAGAGCUUUGUUGGCUUAAAGAGGGGAUGACAAUGUGUUUUAAAUAAUAAAUCAUGAGUCCUCAGCUUUAUAAUGAUUUUAUAUAUUAUAGUAGGCUAACUACUCCUUCGCAACUCCUUUUUUUAAAAUUAAAAAAAAAAGCCCUGUUCCAUUACUACAGUGUAUGAACAAAUUUGAGCUUUUGGUGAGUUCAGGACUUACAACCACAAGAUACGGAAAAAAGUGAAAAGGCUCUAAGAGGUGCCUGUUUCAGCCUUUUGAUCUUAAAAAGUGUAAAUGUUUUAGGCCAUUGUCUGAAGAAGAAACAUAUGCAGGACAGCUUGGAAUGUAGGGGUGCUGUCCAGCUUGUCUCAUGUAAGUCCAGUGGUGAAUUUUAGGAGGUAGAAUGGCGCCCGAGCUCUUUGUAGGUUUCUGCUGUUGUGAUAAAUGGUAUUCCAAGGUGAAAGAAGGGUUACCAGGAACAGCUGUACCAAUGUGUCAGCCAUGAAAAGCAGGGAUGCAGAGAAUGAAUAGCCCUUUCCUGUGUUCCAAAGCUCACAUACACAGCAGAUUGAAGAUCAGCAUCUGCAUUAUAUAUGCCCUUGGUUUUGUUUCCUUUUUGGUCUUUUCUGUGGGUGACAUUACUGUGGACAAUAUUUCUAAUGGCUUCAUAUUUCAAAAGCUGCUUACGAGCACUUUCCAAUUAUUGUGUUUAUGCUUUGACAAGACACAACGGAACUUUACAUUAUCAUUAACCACUUGCCCUUCUUUGCAUAUGCUGUACAUGUUGCCCUGAUCAUUUACAUUUUUGAAAUGCAUAAUAAAGAACUUAUUUGUUUCCAGGAUUACAGCUCUGCUUUAUUCAGUCUGUAACAUUCUGGAUAAAAAUAUCCUCCCAUUAUGUGCUGCUGUAUGGUAGAUUACUGCUUCUCUAAAGCUUUUAUUCAGGAGAAAUGUGCUCUACCAGAGUGUUGGAUAUAGUCUGCAAUAAAAGAAGCUUUGUGACUUGAAACAAACUGGCAUUAGUAGUGAAGUUGUGCAAAAGCCAUCGUGUUUGGAAAUCAAAUUUAAUUAAAAAGCACUCUCAAUCCCUAGUAAUACAACUGCUUUAAAUUUUCAGACAGUGGGAGUAGCUCACCGUUGCCCAAGUAUGCCUCCUCUCCUAAACCCAACAACAGCUACAUGUUCAAACGAGAGCCCCCAGAGGGAUGUGAGCGAGUGAAGGUCUUUGAGGAAAUGUCGUAAGUAAUGCCUUUUAUAUCAGCUGGAUCUGCAAAUGCAGGAAACCUUUUUACUGGACCUUUUCAACUGCAGAUGAAUAAACUACUCCAGCUGAUGAGGGUUUUCCCCCCUUCUUCUUCUUUCAGGAGCAAACCACUCUUGCCAAUUUUGCACAGGCAAGAAGUUGAAGUGUUCCUGUCAGCUUGCCGGGGGGGGGGGGGGGGCGGGGGCGGGAAUGCAACCUAUUUGUUCUUGACCACAUGACCCAGAUGUAUAAAAGCACAACUGAGGAGGACAUGCAAGCAGAGCUAUGGUUUCUUCAGUGUUCUAAAAAGUAUUUUCCAGCAUGAGUAAAGCUGUCUUUAUAAUGAUACCAGUUCAGCUUUAUUUUUUUAGCCUUUGAAGCUGUGAAUAACAGCCGUGACCAGACUUAUUUUGGUAGCAUUUGAGUUUUGGUUUUUUUAAUUGAGCUAUGUGUUUUGGGGAGUGGGGGAGAGAACACAGUAUGUAAGUACAUACAUGCAGGAAUAUCUUAAAGUUUGGCCAGUUUUUCCUCCUGUUUUGCUGUACAAGGAAAUAGCAUGGGACUAAUUUAGACUAGGACGGCAUAGACAUAUUGCUUGGGAAAAUAGCUGAAGCCAGAUGCUGGUAAAAAAUGCUUCUGGAUCAUUAAUAGAGGAUUCUAAAGUGAAUGUAGACGCUUUGCUGGACAAAAUAGAGAUAAAGAAAAAAGGACAUUGUGCUAUCAUUUCAUGUGUGUUUGCUACAGUGAGUUUUCUAUUGAUAAACGGCACAUUGAUGGAUUUCUGAUAUGGUUUGUGCAUCUGAAUCCUUUAGGGAAGGGAAUUGUGGAAAAGUCUUACCUCUCUGGUUGCUUUUUGCAUGUAUAUUGUGUAUUGCUGUGGAUCAGUCAGCUGACUACCAAUAUGGAAGAUGUUUGCCCAUUUGUCAAAUAAUCCCAUUUCUUGUCACUCACAUUCUAGCAACAUACAAAACUGCCAACCCAUGCUAAGUUAUCUGCAAAUGUUCAAGUAUGUAACUUUAAUUUCUUUUUCAACCCCUUUGUUUUAGGACUCGUCAGCCUGUCUCAGCCCCUCUCUUUUCAUGUCCUGACAAAAACAAGGUUAAUUUCAUCCCAACCGGAUCAGCUUUCUGUCCUGUAAAACUUCUGGGCCCUUUACUACCUGCUUCUGACCUGAUGCUCAAAAGCUCUCCAAACUCUGGUCAAAGCACAGCUUUGAGUACUCUGACUGUUGAGCAGCUUUCAUCUCGGGUCUCUUUCUCCUCUCUGUCAGACGACACCAGCACAAUGGACCCUACAGAGGUUUUAGUACAACAGCCAUCCCAGCAGCAGCCACCACAGCUUUUGCAAGAACUGCAGUCCGAAGAACACUCCUCUCCUCAAAAUUACGUGAUAAUCUAGAUGAUAAUCUAGAUGAGCAAAGGCAGAGGGACGGUCUAAAACUCAACUGCAUGAGUGGCACUUUUCUGGAACAAAACAAAGCUACUUAUCAGCAUCUUUCUGCAUUUCAGCACUGUUCUUGGCAGGGACAAAAAUGCAUUCAGCAUUUUUGUGUUUGUGUGUGAGUUUGCGGGGGAGGGAGCAGAAUGCUUGCAGAAUCUGUGUAUCAUUAAGCAUUUUAAGUGGAGACUAUGCAUUUCAUAGAAUGUUUGACCAGAUUAGUACUUUGUCCUGUGUUCUGUUUCAAAUUCUACAGUAUAAAUAAGCUCUAUAUCAAACAAAGGUUGCCUGUCUAAAUAGAAAAUGUCUUGCUGUGUUGUAUUCUAUGGAAAAUACUGUACUUCAGGAUUAUGUUUACAAUUUAUCCAGGUAUUUAUGUUUUGAACUUCUGUAAUACAUACAAUGCAAAAAAGAAAAAAAAAAUAUAUGGCCACAACAGUUGCACAGUGUCCCCACCCUAUAUGGCCUAGCUUCAGGUACUUCUCUCGAAGUCUAAACUCAGGUAACUUGGAAUGUAUAUCAUAUUGGGAUAUAAAAUAUUUUACAGCUAAAAAGCUAAAGAGGGAUCAUCACUCUUCUGCCUUUCCUUAUUUUAUGCAUUAAUAUUUCCUCAUUACAUUCCACUUUCUUGGAAAAAGUGCAUUCAGAUCUAGGGGGAUACGAACCCUGGACGUGGGUGAACAUGAGGAGAACCAGCAAAUCUGUGGUGUGCUGCAUCCCAUUGUCAUGUGGUUACAAGUAAAACAAAAAACUAAACUCUUGCAUUUGCCAUCGUUUCAGCGUGUAAAUUGUGGCAUUUUAAAGUUUCAGGUGUUUGCACAGUUAAUGACUGUUAAGCUGUUGUGAAUAAAGUGUUCAGUUUUAGGCUGCACAUAAGAAACAUUCCAUGACGUGUGUGUGAGAGAGGCUCUAAGGCAAGAAUGUUUUCGUUUAAUUUCAGCAAAUUCAUUCCCCCCCUCCCCCCAGGUUUCAGAGGGGGUGGGUGGGAAUUUCCUCACGCGUUUGCAUUGGCAAGUUAUAAGGACGUGAAAUGCUACUGUUACCAUUUUAGGAGUCUUAAUUAAUGUUUAGUUUCUCUUUUGGAGGAAAUGUUCCAUUCACAUGCUGGUUGCAAAAAAAAAAAAAAAAUUAUCUCGGGUUUUUGACAAGCAAUGAUAGGUGAACUUUGUUUUAUUUGUACAGUGGGUAUUUUGCAUCUGAACUUUAAAAAAAAAAUCUCUUAAAGCGGCUAUGAGGUUUUGUAGAAAAAAAAAAGAAAAACAAAAAAAGAGAAAGAAAGAAAAAGAAAGAAAGAAGCAAUAGUUUUUAAGUCAUGUAUCUAAUCGAAGCCUUUCUUAGUACCCUCUGGUUUAGGCCCAUUGGCAGGUAAAUUUAUUGCAGUUUGAAGGUGGGCAGGCAGUGCAUUCGCUUGUCUUUCUAGAUGCUGCAUAGCUUAGAAGCCUCUAGUAGUGUUACAUUACAGUAGCCCUGGAACUGUGCGAGUGCUGCUUUCAGAGAGAAUGAACCUGCAAUACAAAGAGGGACCCCAAAGGCAAGAGACCCACUCAAUAUUCUUAGCUCUGUGCUUUCAGUUCAGUGGAAGUACCUUUAUGCAAGCCUGUUCCUAAGAAAGCCUACUUGCCCCUCUUCAGGAACUGAAAAGAUUAAGACUGCAGCUGCUGCAGCAGCAAUUUAUACUCUCUCCGCUACUACUUUUGUGGAAGAAAUUUGGGAAAUAAUAAAAAAGGCCUCAGUGAAAAGUACCUAAGAAAAGCAAUGAAAUAUACAGCACAUGUAUGUUGUUGCAAGAUGAAGCCCAGUUUCCUUCCUAUCAUCACCAAAGAGUUUGGUAAUAACCUGUUAGGAAGUUAGACCGACAGCCUCUUUUUCAGUCGCUGUGUGACUGUAGGAGCAGGCGGAGAGUGGAAAGCUUAAAAGAUCUGUUUUGUCUUUUGUUUUCACAGUAUUUUUUUUUAAUACAGCAACAGGCAUCUUUAAUCUUGCUAAUCUCAGGCCUUGGUGGAAGCACUAUAUAGUUUGUAUGUUAAUAAAGGGUAAGGGAAAAAGCAUCCAGUUUCUUGUGACCUAAAUGUGUGUUCUUUGAAGUUUUACAUUAAAGUUGAAUAUGACAGUACAUCUACCUUCUCACCCUCUCUCUUUUUUCCAAAUAUAAAUACAUUGUCACGGUUCUUGAUGUUAUAGGGUUUUAUGAGAAACUAUCAGGUGACUUUUUAGAUCAAGAGUGAACUCUGGUGAACAAUAUUUACAGUGAUAUUACUUGUUCUGUUUUCUCACGAGAAACUAAAUAUUAAUUGUCACACACAUUUGCCCUUGGCAUAUUGGAAGGCUCUGAAUCAAAUGUGUUUAAAACCUAAUGCUUUGCUAUGUAAAUUUCCCAGCAGUUGUUGAUCUCCAAUAUAUCCUACAUUCAGCUGUAGAAAUUUGUCAAAUAUUGUUUCAAGAGUUUUGUACAUAGUUGUACUGUUAUUUCUAGCCACUGUGCUGAACAGUAUUUGAAUUACCACACAAUAUUACUUUACACAAGGAAAUGUGUGGCUUUUGUUUUGUAUUUUUUCAGUAUAGACGUCCCUGUGUCUUAUUUAAAUAAAAUUAUUAGAACAAAACACCCUAC
Podarcis lilfordi (Lilford's wall lizard) is the source of this 41408-nucleotide messenger RNA. NCBI's taxonomy places the organism in Eukaryota, Metazoa, Chordata, Lepidosauria, Squamata, Lacertidae. The record is from the annotation of a GenBank genome assembly.